AUGAGUGAAUGUUUGAAAAUACAAGAACCAGAUUAUGACUGCAUGGAAUAUGCAAUUAUUUCACACAACAUUGACUUUGUUACAUUCUUGAUGAAUGUGUACAAUAUAGAGAUCGAUUUAUUUUAUUGCGGAUGGUUUAAUAAUCUUGAAUCCUUUUUAGUUUAUUUCGAUCAAACUAAUGAUAUAAACAAAUGUUUCGUUGAUUCAGCGAUGUUUGAUACCCCAUCCCUACUCGAAUACUUCCUUUCACAUGGUGCGAAUAUCAAUGAAAAAGAUAAUAAUGGAAGAACCGCACUUCAUAUUGCAGUAAAAAUAAUUAUAUAG
This is a messenger RNA of Trichomonas vaginalis G3, 324 nucleotides long. RefSeq names its product spectrin binding. The transcript has a single exon. The coding region runs from base 1 to 324 and encodes 107 amino acids. Gene Ontology annotation, molecular function: protein binding. The record is from RefSeq and is a predicted model, not a curated record. Lineage: Eukaryota; Parabasalia; Trichomonadida; Trichomonadidae.